AUGGCUUCAUCUUUUCUCAGCUUCUCCCUCCUCUUCAUCGCUGUCUACACAGCAGAUGGAUUUCAGAGUUAUUAUGUGGAGUUUUUACCUCUCAGGGAUUUUUUGAAAUUAAAUUUAGACAAAACCACGUUUAAACCGUAUGUCAGGCUGCAGUCUACGACGCCCCCUGCAGGUAAACAUCCUGCCAUGUUGGUCUGCAGUGUCUACGACUUCUACCCCAAACAGAUCAGAGUGAGCUGGACCAGAGACGGACAGGAAGUCACCUCUGAUGUCACUUCCACUGAUGAGAUGGCAGAUGGUGAUUGGUACUACCAGAUCCACUCUCACCUGGAAUACACUCCCAGGUCUGGAGAGAAGAUCUCCUGUGUGGUGGAGCACGCCAGCCUGAAAGAACCUCUGGUUACUGACUGGGAUCCGUCCAUGCCUGAGUCAGAGAGAAACAAGAUAGCCAUUGGAGCCUCAGUACUGAUCCUGGGUCUGAUCUUAUCUCUGGCUGGAUUCAUCUACUACAGGAGGAAGGCCCAAGGUCAGAGCAGGAUCCCCAGUCUGAAACCAGUUUACACCCAGUCUGAAACCAGUUUACACCAGUUUGGACCAGUUUCAUUCCACUUUUAA
Lates calcarifer (barramundi perch) is the source of this 615-nucleotide messenger RNA. RefSeq names its product rano class II histocompatibility antigen, A beta chain-like. The record is from RefSeq and is a predicted model, not a curated record. The transcript is spliced from 5 exons. Gene Ontology annotation, cellular component: MHC class II protein complex. Gene Ontology annotation, biological process: immunoglobulin production involved in immunoglobulin-mediated immune response; positive regulation of T cell activation; peptide antigen assembly with MHC class II protein complex. Lineage: Eukaryota; Metazoa; Chordata; Actinopteri; Centropomidae. Gene Ontology annotation, molecular function: MHC class II protein complex binding. Bases 1 to 615 code for a protein of 204 amino acids.